This is a messenger RNA of Monomorium pharaonis (pharaoh ant), 583 nucleotides long. RefSeq lists its product as uncharacterized. The record is from RefSeq and is a predicted model, not a curated record. Bases 159 to 440 code for a protein of 93 amino acids. Lineage: Eukaryota; Metazoa; Arthropoda; Insecta; Hymenoptera; Formicidae. The transcript has 3 exons.
GUGCUUUUCAUGUAUGUUUAUAUUUUAUGCGUGUUAAAUUUAUUGGAGUUUUUCGACAUACUGACAGAUUCAAUCAUUUUCUGUGAUUCAUUUCUUGGUUGUCGACUCUGCGUUGCAGAUAUUUGUGGCUGUAUUGAUCAUAGAUUAAUUUCGCCAAAAUGCUUAGGCACAUGUUGCAGCCGAUUAUUCGCAAUUUGGUCAAAAGCGGUACUCGUUCCGCCAGUUCACAUGCAGCAGUAGAUGUCAAAUUAGCGACAAUAAAUGACAUACCUCAAUCGUGUGGGUUGUGGAAAGAACACUACGAUGCAAGACAGAAGGUUUACAAUGCUCAGUUGAUCACAGGACUUGCUGUCCUAAUUGGUACCAUAACUUAUAUAAAAGUGUCAGGCGUUAUUUUCUUUAACUUUGGUCCACCUGAGGAACCUGCUGAAAACAAAUAAAUCUGCAGAAUAUUAGAUAACAAAUACAAAAGCAAUUUGGCUACAUAGCUAUGGAGAAUGUUAUGUGCAAGUUUACUUUAUUGUGUAAGUGUAAAUGUAACAAUAACUUGUACUCUCCUCAAUAAAUAGUUCAUAUUUAUGAA